AUGCCCAGAAAGGCUGCUCAACCUCCUCCUCCCAGCAUCGUGGCGCCUGAGGAGGAAGGUGGCCUGGCCACACAGGUGGCUGAAAAGGUCCUCAAGUCUUUGGAGCCCAUCCUGGAGAAUCGCAUCGGAACUGUUCAGCAAUCCGUCGCAGUCGUCGCCAAACUUGUGGAUAUGAAUCUGAAUCAAUCCGACGACCCGAAGCACUUCCUCCAACGCAACCCUGACAUCAGGUACACCCUCGAUGCUCCGUCCGAUCUGAAUCGAGUCAAAGCCCUGACCAUGUCUGAAAUCAUGUGCCUCCUUCAGCGGGCUGGUGAACCUUUCAACCAAAUCAUCCGCGUGAAGCACAGCGGGCAGGAACUGAGGUUCACCUCCAAGUCGGAAAGCGCUGAAAUUCGAAUCAGGGCGGAGGCUUGGCAGAUCAGCACACACCUGGGACUUUCUGUCAACUGCGGAGUAAUCCCAAAGCCGUACUUUGUCUGCGCCGAUAACGUCUCCAACGAACUGUUUCCCAAGCCUCGAGACUUGAAGGAUGAGUGGAGCGAAGAAAACCAGGUGGAUAUCAACAACGCCUUCUGGGCGCGAAAGAACCUCAUCUUGGUGUUGUUUGAACUCGAGCACGCGAAGAAGCUCAUUUCCGAUGGUAUCUUUUUUGGCGACACACACUUCUCUCAUGUCAGACCAUUCGAACUGCAGUCGGUGCCCAAGUUCUGCUACAAGUGUUACAAGCCCAACCACCUCAGGAAGGAGUGCCAAGCACGGGAUUUCCGGUGCGGCCGAUGCGCUGGAAUGCACGAUACCCAGGGCUGCGACAAUCCUGCCAUCAGGUGCCCAAACUGUGGAAAAGAGCAUGAGGCUUGGUUUCCGCAGUGUUCCAACAGGCAAGUCCAGAGCAUGCGCGCCCUUUGCAAGGAAUGGGAAAGCCAAGGACCCUCGUGGGCUACAAUGUCACCGAGGGAGGAGUUGAACGGCUGGCUCAAACAGAUGACAAGCCCGAGCCCGGGCCCAAGCCAAAGCCAACCAGUUGAGCCCAAAACCGCUCCGAAGAAGGGAAAGAAGAAGGCGAAGGCCUCCGCGGAUGCCCCCAAGGAUCAGGAUCGACGUGUGACUCGGUCGGCCACUGCCAAGGCAGCCGCUUCAUCGACAGAGUCUGGAGAUCGGGGACAGACUGAAGGUGAGCAGCGUGUUGGCAAGCCCAAGGGUAGAAAGAACAAGAAUUCCAAAUCUUGA
Fusarium vanettenii 77-13-4 is the source of this 1230-nucleotide messenger RNA. RefSeq lists its product as uncharacterized. NCBI's taxonomy places the organism in Eukaryota, Fungi, Ascomycota, Sordariomycetes, Hypocreales, Nectriaceae. The transcript is spliced from 2 exons. The record is from RefSeq and is a predicted model, not a curated record. Gene Ontology annotation, molecular function: nucleic acid binding; zinc ion binding. Bases 1 to 1230 code for a protein of 409 amino acids.